Molecule: messenger RNA, 6197 nt
Organism: Paramisgurnus dabryanus
Lineage: Eukaryota; Metazoa; Chordata; Actinopteri; Cypriniformes; Cobitidae
Gene: mylka
Product: myosin, light chain kinase a
Biological process (GO): protein phosphorylation
Molecular function (GO): protein kinase activity; protein binding; ATP binding
Source: RefSeq, a predicted model, not a curated record
AGCUAGUUCAGUGCAGACAGAGAAAACACUCGAGGAACAGAUCAGUGUGAGGACAGCCGGUCUGGAGAUACAGAGCAGCGCGUCCAGCUGAACGUCUGGGAAUGAUAGACGUGCAGCAGGCGAACAUUAAUCUCUCUUGAGUGUGACACCGCUGUUUGGAGUAAUGGGUGAUGUUCAGUUUGUCACAGGCACUCAUGUCUCAGAGGUGAAUCUUACACUGGGACAAGGUUCCUCUAGCAUAGAUCCCCCUGUUUUUAUCCUUCCACCACGUAAUACACGAGUCAGCCAAGGAGGUACUGCACGCCUCGAAGGCAAGGUGCGUGGUCAUCCAGAGCCCCAGGUGUGCUGGUAUCGGAAUGGGAAAUUGUUGAUAGCUGGAGAUCGCUAUUCCAUGGAACAAAGUGCUCGUGGAAUCUUCAGUUUGCUGGUUCAGGAGGUCAAGAACGAUGAUGGUGGAUGUUACACUUGCAAAGCGGUCAAUGAUGCUGGAACCUGCCAAGUUACAGUGGAGAUCAUUGUGGAAGGAAACACCGGGAGGAAAUACAAUCUUCCCACCUCCAUUAGGGCAGGUGGAUCUAUGGGUGUUUCAGCAUUAGAGAAUAGACCUAGUAUCUGGGGUGAAAGCCCCCCAAAGUUUGUGACUAAACCUUCUCGCCUGUAUCUCAAAGUUGGACAAAGCGGCAAAUUCUCAGCCAAGAUCACAGGACGACCACAACCACUGGUGCAGUGGUAUAAGGGAGAGGAGAAGAUCCAGACAUCAGAUCACUAUAACAUGUUUGAGCGUUCAGGAAUGCACUUCCUGGAGAUCUGUCAUGUGUGUUCAGAAGAUGCAGGCAUCUACACCUGCCUGGUGGCCAACAAUGCUGGCAAGACAUCUGCGACUGCUGAACUCAUUGUUCAAGGUACAGACACUGAAGCAGCCGCUGAAACCAAACCAUCUCAUAAUCUUUCGAAAUCCUCUGUGACCAGACACAGUACUAACGGACUGGGUGCUGAACAGAGACCUUCAAACAUGUCAAUCCAGACGGUAACCAUGGAAACACACACAGCACCAUCCAGUAAUGCUACAGCAAGCAUCCUAAAUGUGACCGGAACAGAGGAACCAAAAAUAACAUUGCUUCUAUCUUCACAACCUAUCAGUAAACCCACAGAUAACAGAUCACUAGUUGGUAAAAAGAUGUCAAACUUUGGCAGCAUAAGCGGUCGAAAUAUCAUAGAUAGAGGGUCACGUGACAUAAAGAGAGAUUUGGAUGACUUCAGUGCUCCCAGACAGACACCUGAACCGUCCCCGGUGAAGUCCAGCAGAGAGACCAGCAGAGAGAGCAAGAUGGGUGUUUUUGAAACCCUGCCCAGUUUUGAAUCUCAGCCUGAGAGCCAAGAAGUCAUGCAGGGUGAAAAGGUCACGUUCAGAUGUAAAGUGUCGGGGUCACCAUUACCAUCAGUGAGUUGGAUGAAGGAUGGAGCUCCUCUGAGUCAGAAAGCAGGCAUCAUUAUGGGACAGGAAGGCCAUCAACACUAUCUGUGUCUGAAGAACGCUCACAUAACAGACACAGGACAGUAUGGCUGCUCUGCCAUCAACAAAAAAGGAAAGACUACAAUCCACUGGAGUCUGACAGUUAAAAGUUUAAGGGUGGAGGGUAAGUCUCCGGUAUUUAGCUCUACUCUGACAGAUUGUUCAGUAUCUGAAGGACAGGAUUUUUGCCUGCAUUGCUCAGUAGAGGGCGAACCCCAGCCUGAGGUCUCCUGGCUACUCAAUGAAAAGCCUGUCCAAUAUUCAUACACUGUGUAUGAGAACGGUGAAUGUGAGCUGAGAGUUCAGUCAGCAGUGAUGGAGGAUGCAGGUGUUUAUUCAUGUGUAGCAGUGAAUGAUCACGGCAGAGCUGUAUGUUCAGCCUGUGUGCUGGUUAAAGCUAAGUCAGGUGUGAAGAGGUCUUCUGCUCCUCCUGUGGUUGAUAUAAGAAGACCCUCAGCCCCGGUGUUCCUCAGAGGUCUGCAGGAUCUCAGAGUCAUGGACGGCAGUCAGGUCACAAUGACUGUGGAGGUGACUGGAUAUCCUUCUCCUGAGGUGGUCUGGCUGCAUAAUGGAAAAGAGAUUCAGGAAUCAGAGGACUUCCACUUCGAGAGAAAGGGCUGUCAGUAUACUCUCUUUAUACAAGAAGUGUUUCCUGAGGACACCGGCACAUACACCUGUGAGGUGUGGAAUGAGGCUGGAGAUGCUCGGAGUCAAGCAUCACUCACUGUUCAAGAGCCUCAGGAUGGAGUUCAACCAUGGUUUAUCACUAAACCUCAAUCCUGUACCACCUGUCUGGGUCAGCAUGCUUUGCUGUCCUGUGCUAUCGCUGGUGACCCCUUCCCAGCAUUUCUCUGGAUGAAGAACGGUCAGGUGAUAUCUGGAGGCGGAGACUUUGAGAUCUUACAGAAGGAAGAUGUUGUGUCAUUGCUCGUCAGGAAUGUAAAGACACAUCAUGCUGGAAACUACGAAAUUCAUCUUAAAAAUAAAGUAGGAGAGUGCAAAUCAGUGGCCAUACUGGACAUCAGCGAGAGCCCUGUGCUGUCUGGUGACGAAUCUCAGAAACGCAGCCAAGGGGUGGAGAGGACUGCUCCAGGCAAGGAAGGACAAAGCAACAGUCCCAAACAGGCUACGUUGUACUCUGAACCACUCUGGGACCGCAACAGUCGGGAUUGGGAAGAGGGGGAGGCGUGUGCCACCAGCCGUGGGCUUCUUAAAAGACGAGUAGAGACAAAAGAGCAUCGGGAAGACCACAUCCGAGAGAAGGAAGCCGAGCAGAUCGACUUCCGAACUGUUCUCGGCCGCAGGGUCAACACGAAGAGUGUCUCUGAGGAAGACCUGAAGGAUAUCACUGCUGAGCAGAUGGACUUCAGAGGAAAUCUCCAACGGCAGAUUAAGCCCAAGACCCAGUCGGAGGAUGAGCGGAAGGUCAACUCUCCUCAACAGGUGGACUUCAGAGCGGUGCUGGGAAAGAAAGGUACCCCAGGACCGAAACCUGCUUCUGGGUCAUUCGCAAAAACUCAACCCAGCAAAAAUGAAGCUGUUGACUUUAGAUCAGUGUUAGGCAACAAAAAGAAACAGCCGAGUGAGGAUACAAAUGGAGAAAGACCGUAUUUUAAAGACCGCAAAGGAAAAGAAAAUGACCUCAAUUGUGUGGAUGGAGGAAUGAAGGAGAAAACAAAGGCUGGUGGAAGGAAAGAACCAGUUUUUACGCAAAAACUGAGUGAUGUGACAGUACUGGAUGGGGAGCGUUUGUAUCUACAGUGCCAACUUUCUUUUGAAUCACCUGCAAGAGUCACAUGGACACUUGAUGGGAAACCCAUCAAACCAUCUAAAUUCAUCAUUAUUACUCAUGAAGGUGGCCAAUGCUCUCUAUGCAUUGAUAAAGCUCUUCCUGAGGAUGAAGGACAGUAUAUUUGCAGAGCUGAGACGAUUGAGGGAACAGCAGAGUGUUCCUGUAUGGUCCUGGUGGACGAUCCCAGUGUCUCCACAUCAGCUGAUAAGCGGAGCAGGAAGCCCUCUACCCCGACCACAGAGAAUGAGGCCAAAAUAAAGAAACCCACAUCUAAAAUACUGCUUAAACAAGGUUCUCCUCCUCAGAUUCUGCAGUUUCCAGAUGAUAUGAAGAUCAUGGCAGGUCAGCAGGUCAAUCUGUUGUGUGAGUUUACUGGAACUCAGCCUAUCACCUGCACCUGGCUCAAGUUCCGCAAACCAAUACACGAAGGUCAGGGUGGCAUCUCAGUAGUAAGCACAGACAGCAGCAGUCAGCUGACCAUCACAGAAGGACAACAGGAACACUGCGGCUGCUACACGGUUGAGAUUAAAAACAGCUACGGUAUGAGACAGGCCGCUCUCAACCUCACUAUAGUCGAUAAACCUGAACCACCUGCUCGUGUCCCGGCUGCCUCAGACAUUCGUAAGUCCAGCCUUACUCUGUCCUGGUAUGGGCCGACAUACGACGGUGGCAGCGCAGUCCAGUCCUACAACCUGGAGAUUUGGAACUCUGUGAAUAAAGAGUGGACUGAUCUGGCCUCAUGUAAUAGCACUUCCUACAAUGUACAGAACCUGCUACCAGGCAGACAGUACAAGUUUCGAGUGAGAGCAGAAAAUAUUUAUGGUGUGGGAGAACCUAGUGCUGAAUCUGAGCCUGUGGAGGUUGGCUUGGAAGACGAAGACGAAAAUAAGGAAGAUGAGGUUGAGCCUUCAGAUGAUGAAUCAGAAAAGGCACCGGACUAUAGAUAUGUUACAAUCAGAACAGAUGUGAAGGUGAAGGACCUGUAUGAUGUGGAGGAACGAUUGGGCACAGGAAAAUUUGGAACGGUUUUUAAACUAAUAGAGAAAUCCACAAAAAAAAUCUGGGCUGGGAAGUUCAUUAAAGCGUAUUCUGCAAAAGAGAAAGAAAACGUUCGUCAGGAAAUUGCAAUAAUGAAUGAUCUUCAUCACCCAAAACUUGUACAGUGUGUUGAUGCUUUCGAGGCAAAGACAGACAUUGUUAUGGUUUUGGAAAUGAUCUUUGGAGGGGAACUCUUUGAGCGAAUCAUAGAUGAGGAUUUUGAGCUAUCAGAGAGAGAGGUGAUCAAAUACAUGCUCCAGAUAGUGGAUGGUGUAAAUUUCAUCCAUAAGAAAGGCAUCGUCCACCUGGACCUCAAACCUGAAAAUAUUAUGUGUGUCAAUAAAACUGGCAGCAAAAUCAAACUCAUUGACUUUGGACUGGCACGCAGACUGGAGACUGCCGGAUCUCUGAAAGUUUUGUUUGGGACCCCAGAGUUUGUGGCUCCAGAGGUGAUAAAUUAUGAAGCCAUCGGUUAUGCUACAGACAUGUGGAGUAUUGGAGUUAUCUGUUACAUACUUGUUAGUGGUUUGUCGCCAUUCAUGGGAGAUAAUGAUAAUGAGACGCUGUCUAAUGUGACCUCAGCGACGUGGGAUUUUGAAGAUGAAGCAUUUGAUGAGAUCUCAGAUGAGGCCAAAAACUUUAUCAGUAACCUGCUCAAGAAAGACAUGAGGGCUCGUCUGACCUGUGAUCAGUGUUUUCAGCACCCAUGGCUCAAGCAGGAUACAAACAAUAUGGAGGCCAAGAAGCUUUCUAAGGAGAGGAUGAAGAAGUAUAUCCUGAGAAGAAAAUGGCAGAAAACUGGGCAUGCGGUACGGGCCAUUGGUCGACUGUCUAACAUGGCACUGAUGGCGGGUGUUCAUGCCAAAAAGGGCUCUCCCACUGAAGUGGAUGAUAAACAGUUUUCUGUUGAAUCAGAGGAGAAAGUCUUAAUGAAACCUACAUUCAACACUGUUAUUAAAGACGUUGAGGUGGUGGAGGGCAGUGCUGCACGAUUCGACUGCAAAAUUGAGGGUUACCCUGACCCCGAGGUGGUGUGGUAUAAGGACGACCAGCCAAUUAAAGAGACACGUCAUUUUCAGAUUGAUUAUGAUGAAGAUGGAAAUUGCAGUCUGAUAAUUUCUGAGGUCAGUGGCGAUGAUGAUGCAAAAUACACCUGCAAGGCCAUGAACACCGUUGGAGAGGCAACCUGCACAGCUGAACUCAUUGUAGAGGUGAUGGGAGGAGAAGAGGAGGAGGAGGAGGAAGAAGAAUAAGUGGUACUUGGAAAAAAGAUCUAUGUUUGUUUUUCUCUUUUAUCUGGUUAUUCUCACUGUCUUUUGGAUGAUGAGAAUUAUAAUGAGGAUGAUGAAGAACUCUUAUCUUUUAUUGCAUAUAUUGUAAUUUGUUAUGUUUGUUUGUUUGUUCAUUUGUUUUGUUUGAAUACAACAAGGUCAGAUGUCAAAUCAGUUUAUCACAUGAUCCUAAUCUUACAGUAUGCACAUUUUCUUGGAUACGUUAUUUUACUUUACAACAAAGUUUUUCAUCCAAACACAACUAAACUCACAUGUGUGUUUGUGUGAUCGUGUGAGACUGUUUAAAAUAAGUCUUAUUUAAACACUGUAAACCUAGAUAUGGUUGUGUGUUGUUGUUGUUUCAAUGCAUUAUCCAUGGUUUUGCCCCUGACACACAGUAAUAACAGCACUUAUCAGAUCUUUGGAUUUGUUUAUUGUAUUAGAAAUGUCCAUAUAAAAUUAUUUCUUUAAUAUUUUUUUAAAUACAGUAUGUACCAGUUUGAAGAAUUGCAGAUUACAUUGCAAUGAGAACACUACAUAUGUUUUUAUUCACUUUUAAAGAAUACAUUUUUAUCACAAACUA